GUUUUUUUUUUUCAUGUUUUCUUUCUUUCCCCGAACUUUUUUGAAAUAGAAUUGAUGGUUCAUCUUCCUGGUAUCCAGAAGAUGCAGAGGGUAUGAGCAGGCUCCCAGGGGCCGAAAGCAAACACAAGCAGAGUAUGCUGAGAGGUUUUCCCCCUUGCUAGAAUUGAAAUGAUCCCUCCCCAGGGCAAAACUUCUCCCUGGGAGCUACAGGGCAGGAGCAGGCAGGAGUCUCUUCCUGCCAGAAAGGAGCAGCUGUUCAGGGGGCAGAAGCUGCUGCAUGUUGUGCUCUGGGGAUCCCAGCCCCACAUACAACUGUUCAAGCUUUUCCUGAGGGUUUGUUUUGCAUCCCCCAUCCUGGGAUAGCAAGAGGAAAGGCUGCUACAGAGGUGCAGGGACCAGGCAGGAUGGCUACUUGUUGCCCACCAGGAUGGAGACACCCAUGGAGGCAGGGAAAGAGGAGCUGGGUCAGGGAGCUCCAGUGCUGCUCCGAGGAGCUCUGGAUGUACAGAAACAGGCUGGACAUGGAGCAGAGAAGCCGUGCUGGUACCUGGAUUCCAGGGUAUCACUGUGGCCAAGAUUAGGGGCAGUGGGAAAGGCUGGCAGUCAUGCAGGGCUGGAGGUAAACGGAUCAAGCAGCAAUUGGCAGGCUCAGCAAGGAGAGGCUUAGCUCAACCCAGCACAGAUUUGCUCUCGUUGCUCUGGAGCUGGGGCAGAGCUGUGGGUGGAGCACCCUCAGCACAUCACCUUGUGUCACCCCACGGGGUUUCAGCAGCUCCACUGCUGCUCCUCUGCACAUCCCUGCACCCACCUGUGCAUGGGUGAGAUGACUGCGUUCCCCACAGCACUGCCGGUGAGUGCCUGGGGUAGCUUUGGUGGCUCCAGGGAUUUUCAAACCUGCUUGAUUUUGGGGUUUUUUUUUGCAGCCCCCUGCACCAAAGCCAGGCUGGCUGCUGGAAGCCUGGGCACUCAGGACAGCUGGGUGCCAGUAAUCCCAUUUGCAGGCAGCACAGGGCUAAUCCUCGCAGAGCGCUGAGCGGAUUGAGCUGGGUUUGGGGGCUCAGUGGCGAGCUGCAGUGGCUGAGAGAGCCCACACAUCGCAGGGGUGGCUUCCCAGGGAGGCAGUGGUGAGCCUGGCAGGGGUAAGUUGCAGUGAUGGAGGUGAGGGAGAAGGCUGGGAUUUUUGCAGGACCACCUCUGCACAUCACGGGGGGGUUUGGUGAUCCGAAAGAGAGUCAGAGGAUGAGCUGUGCCGGUCCAUGGGGAGUGAUGCUGCAAGGACUGGGUAAUGUGGAGGUUUGAUCAGCUGCUGGGGGAGAAGGAAAGGCUGUGGUGCUUCCUGCUCCAAAUGAGACCAUGGAUCCGUGCCCUUCUUGCUCUUAGAAAUGAGACUAAAGCCCUUUGCUGGCUGGCAAAAGGAGCUGCCACAACAGGUGGUGGCACCGCUGGGUGCCUGCAAUGCAGCAGGCUGCAUAAGACUGCCAACUCUUUCGUAUCAUUGAAGGCAAAUCCUGGCCACUUAUUCCUGUUUCUUUCAGCAGCUAGUUUUGUGGAGACCCGCAAAUGUUUCUGCCCACUUCUUGUUCCGAUUUGGCAGAGGAACAGCCUCUGCCCUCCAAUUUUUUUCUCAGACCAAGGACAGGUGUAUGGUCCAGGCUUUUACAGCUGCACAAGCUCAUGUCAAGGGAGGAGGAACCCUUGGCUGACAAGGGGGACUUGCUGCAGUCUCAGGGGGCUUUCUCCAUGAUUGUUUGGUCUCAGUCAUGUACAUGGACCCUGGGCUUCUUUGGGACCUGUGAGAGUGCCAAAGCAUGGGUGGAAAUGUCUCUGCUGCACGGCACUGGCAGCUUUUCCUUGCUGUUCCCAGGGCAUUCACAGCUCCUAAAUCCCUUAUACCCAGUGAGAGAUACAAGGUAAUUUAAUUGGUUCCUGGUUGUCAGGCCUGUCGGGAGGUGUUUUACAGCCCCUCUGUCCAGCUGUGGGAUGUGGGGGUCUCUGGGAGAGCUGACCCUGCCCAUAGUGUGCUGGGGGCUGGAAGUGCUGUGUGGAGCGAUGCUGUGGCUGCAUCCAAACCCGGCUCCUGGCCUUGCUGAGGUGCAGGCAAGCGAACGGCUGAGGACACACAUCACCCUUCCUGCAAACCCCAGGCCAGAUUUAAGGAGCCAGGCUUUGGAGAGCCCCCAGUGAGCCAUCACAAGGGAACUGAAGAUGUCCUGCAUGCCUGAAAGCUGCAUGAGGGGUUAAUUCAAAGAGCCCAGUGCUGAGCAGCUUCCAGCCUCUACCUGCUGCAUGUGGGACUGGGAAUCAUGUGUGUAACUGGGAUUGAAACUCCAGUGCAGUCUCCUGGCUGGGCUGGAAGGAGCUCAGGGAUCUGCUUUCUUUUGCCCUUCUCAGGUGUCACCUGAGGGCUGUCUGAGGUGCUCCUGAGCCCUUCAUUGAGCAGAGUGAGGAAUCUUUAGAGGGGCAUUUUGGGCAGAGCGCAGCCCUUCAGAGGGGCAACAGCAAGUGACACCCCAGUUUGAGCUGGAUGAGAGCCUUGUUCAGUUCAGCUCUUGUUCUCUUGUUCAGUACCUAAGAAUGGGAAUGUGCAGCAUCACUUGGCUCGCUGGUGCUGUAUCCCAGCCUGGACCUGCUUCACAGAGGGAAGGAAGGGACCCAAAAAGACCAAGCAGCCAGAGCUUGGACAGCUGAAUCCCUGCUCUACAACAUCUUACUUUUACCUACCCUAUCAACAUAGCAGCCAGUGCUGGAUGCCUUUACUGCCCUUGCCAGAGCCCCCAGCAGGUACCUGCCCCAGCAGCCACCAUGUCCCUGGGAUGUGGCUGAAAGGUGGUGGAGCAGAGUUGUUUUAGGAGCAGAAAGAGGGGAUAUGUUUUUAAUGAACUUCCUCAUUAAAAAAAUUCUGUUCAAAUUACUGUUCAGCUUCCUUCCAAUGAGAAAUGAUGGGGAGAGUAGAGGACCCUGAGCAGAGCAUCACAACUUCUGUGAUCUAUCUGCAAUGGCCUCCUAGUCAGGACAGGUUGUGAAAAUAAAACAUCUAACUGAGGAGCUACCUUUAGGAAAAGCAAGUCUAACUGAGAUGGUGAGAAUAAAAUAGAGUGAGUAGUUUGCUCACAGUAGCAGUGAGGGAUGAGGAGCUGAGCUGGGUUUGCUCUGGCUGUGCUGCAGUGCCGUUUUUCCCAAGCAGGACGUGGAAACAGAAGGACACCAAGGACCUGUUUGGGCUGCUCAGGAGACAGCGUGAACAGCUGGUGCAGCUGCUAUUCCCUGGGCAGUGUGCAUCCCUGCUGCUGGGCUCUUGCCAGCUGGAGACCCCUCGGCACUGCCCGCAGCCAGCGGGAUGAUGGGCUGGAUUGACCGGGUGGUGCCCCAGCCCCCAGUGCCCCACGUGGCAGAGGAGACCCCUGUGCGGGAGCUGGAGCCAGCUAAGGCACCAACAGGAAAGGCCAGUGGUCCCACAGAUGUUGCUGACCGGGCACGCACUGAGGAAACGGAAAAGAAAGUGACCUUUGUGGUCUCUGAGGACUCGAGUUCUGUGUUUGACAGUGUGGGGAGUAGUGUGCUCUCCUGGCUCUCCUAUGGGCUGGAGAAGGUGAUUCCCCAGCCAGCCCCAGCCCCAGGGCUGCAGGCACUCGGGAAGAGCUUCGAGACAAGCGUCGACAUUGCUGAUGAGACAGAGGUCCAGGUCCUUGGGGAUGAGGACGACGAUGGUCUGGAGAUAACUCCCUUCGAUCCCGAGGAGGACGUCUCCGAGGGCGAAGCGGAGCCCAGCCCGCAGGAGUGGGCAGGAAACCGGGUCCUCAGCUGGCUGUCACAGGGCUUCGAGAGGAUUUUGCCGCAGCCAGAGGGGAUGAAAAAGCUGGAGACAGAGCCGAAGGAGAAGAGCGAAGGAGCGGUGGAAGACGCUAAAGGGACUAAAACCCAGGAGAAAUCCAAAUGCAGUGCUCCAGCCGAGGAGAAGGCAGCAGCAGCCAAGGGGCAGCCGCAGCCCGUGGCCACCCCCAGCCCUCGGCCCGCGGCUGUGGACGGCAGCAGGAUGUUCAGCUGGUUUGUCCAGGGGCUGGAGAAGGUGAUGCCGCAGCCGGUGACCAGGGAGAAGCAGGACACGCAGGGAGUGGCCACAGCAACCUCGAGUCCUGUGGAACAAAUUCAUGUAGCCCCUGGGGAACAGGAGGAAACUCAUCUUGUCCUGGAAGAGAUUGAUGAUGGCCAGAUUAACGAAGAGGUGGCGGCCUGGGCUCACAGGGCUGAGCUGGAGGCAGAUGCUCAUUCCCUUCCCACCAUACAGGAGGAACCUCAGGAAGAGGAAAACAGACUGUGCUUGGGCUCCCCAAACGUGACCAAGGGGGAAGAGGAAAAGGAGGAAAAGGAGAAGAAAGAGGAAGAGGAGAUGAAGCAAGAGGAGGAAAACAGGAAAAAGGAGGAAGAGGAGAGGAAGAAAGAGGAGGAAGACAGAAAAAAGGAGGAAGAGGAGAGGAAGAAAGAGGAGGACAGGAAAAAGGAGGAAGAGGAGAAGAAGAUGAAGGAGGAAGAGGACAGUAAAAAAGAGGAAGAGGGCAAGAAAAAUGACGAGGAAGAGGAGAGGAAGAAGAAGGAAGAGGAGAGGAAGCAAGAGGAGGAAGACAGGAAAAAGGAGGAAGAGGAGAGGAAGAUGGAGGAGGAGGAGAGGAAACAAGAGGUGGAGGAGGAAAGGAAAAAAGAGGAGGAGGAGAGGGAGGAAGGGGAGAGGAAGCAAGAGGAGGAAGAGGACAGGAAAAAGGAGGAAGAGGAGAGGAAGAAAAAGGAGGAGGAGAGUAAAAAAGAGGAAGAUGAGAGGAAGAAAGAGGAGGAGAAAAGUAAGAUAGAGGAGGAGAGGAAGAAAGAGGAAGAGGAGAGGAAGAAAGAGGAGGAGGACAGGAAGAAAGAGGAGGACAGGAAGAAAGAGAAAGAGGAGAAGAGGAAGAAAGAGGAGAAGAGGAAGAAGGAAGAGAAGAGGAAGAAAGAGAAGGAGAAGAAAAAAGAGAAGGAGAAGAAAGAGGAAAAGAGGAAAGAGGAAGAUAAGAAAGACGAGGAGCAGGAAGAGAGUGCAGAGGCACUCGCCAUUGGUUUGGGUGUUCCAGAGCUGAAUGGAAAGACAGGAUUAUGUGUUGUGUCUGCAGAUGCUGCUUCAUACAAACCCCUGCUGCAGCCACCUUGUCUCCCUGCUGAUAAGGCUGUGGAUGAAGCCUGCCUUGCCGAGGAGGCCCUCAGGGUUGAGCAGCUGGAAGAAGUUGAGAUAAGUAAUCUCCAAGGUGCUCUUGUGCAGGUGGAAGAGGAGACAGCUGAAGCUGGUGAAACCGAUGCUGAAGGAAAUUACCCCACCGUGGAGAUCAAGGCUGUGGAGAGCCCAGGCCAUGCUGUGGAGAUCCAUGGUACCCAUGGACCGGUGCCUGCUGCCGGCGCUCCCAACCUUCUGGCGGUGCCCGGCGCAGCAUCCCCCAGGAGGAAGCAACUGCUCCCAGAGGAUGGUCUGGACAAGGGGCUGGUGAGCCAAUCCCCCAGGCCAGUGCUGGGCUGGGAUGAGGAGCAGAGGGAAAGCCUGCCCCAGCGCAUCGGCUCGGCCACGAGCCUGAGCAGCGCCGUCAUCAACACUCGGCUGCAGGAGCUAGUGAGGCUCUUCAAAGAGAGGACAGAGAAGGUGAAGGAGAAGCUGAUUGACCCCGAUGUCACCUCGGACGACGAGAGCCCUGUGGCAUCUCCCACCAAGCCAGCACCUGCAGCAGCACCGGUGCCUGCCCCAGGAGGAGAGCUGGAGGGGGACAAACCCUCGGGGGAUGACCACUACUGUGAGAUGCUGUGCUGCACAUUCAAGCACCGGCCCUGGCUGGACCGCCUGAAGAGCUACCAGUUCCCCAGCAGCAUCGACCCCCUGACCAAUCUGAUGUACGUGCUGUGGCUGUUCUUCGUUGUCAUGGCCUGGAACUGGAACUGCUGGUUGAUCCCCGUCCGCUGGGCUUUCCCCUACCAGACUCCAGCAAACAUCCACUACUGGCUGCUGGUGGACUACCUCUGUGACCUCAUUUAUCUGCUGGACAUCCUCAUCUUUCAGACCCGGCUGCAGUUUGUGCAGGGGGGAGACAUCAUCACUGACAAAAAGGCCAUGAAAGAGAACUACCUGCGAUCACAACGCUUCAAGAUGGACGUGCUGUGCCUCCUGCCCCUGGAUUUCCUCUACUUCAAAGUGGGUGUCAACCCCCUGCUGCGCUUCCCUCGCUGUCUGAAGUACAUGGCCUUCUUCGAGUUCAACAACCGCCUGGAGGCCAUCCUGACCAAGGCUUACAUCUACAGGGUGAUUCGGACCACUGCCUACUUACUGUACAGCCUGCACGUGAACUCCUGCCUCUACUACUGGGCCUCAGCCUAUGAAGGACUGGGCUCCACCACCUGGGUCUAUGAUGGGGAAGGAAACAGCUACAUCCGCUGUUACUACUGGGCAGUGAAAACCCUCAUCACCAUCGGGGGCCUGCCAGACCCCAAGACGCUGUUUGAGAUCGUCUUCCAGCUGCUGAACUACUUCACAGGAGUCUUUGCUUUCUCCGUCAUGAUAGGGCAGAUGAGAGACGUGGUUGGUGCUGCUACUGCAGGGCAAACUUACUAUAGGAGCUGCAUGGACAGCACCAUUAAAUACAUGAACUUCUACAAGAUCCCCAGAACUGUUCAGAACCGGGUGAAGACGUGGUACGAGUACACGUGGCAUUCCCAAGGCAUGCUAGAUGAGUCGGAGCUGCUGGUGCAGCUGCCAGACAAGAUGAGGCUGGACAUCGCCAUCGACGUGAACUACAACAUCGUGAGCAAAGUGGCCCUUUUCCAGGGCUGUGACAGACAGAUGAUCUUUGACAUGCUGAAGCGGCUCAGAUCAGUGGUCUACCUGCCCAACGACUACGUGUGCAAGAAGGGAGAAAUAGGCCGUGAGAUGUACAUCAUCCAGGCGGGACAAGUGCAGGUGCUGGGGGGACCCGAUGGCAAAUCCGUGCUGGUGACUCUGAAAGCUGGAUCUGUCUUUGGGGAAAUCAGCUUGCUGGCAGCAGGAGGGGGAAAUCGCCGGACAGCAAACGUCGUGGCCCACGGCUUCGCCAACCUUUUUAUUUUGGAGAAGAAGGACUUGAACGAGAUUUUGGUGCAUUACCCGGAGUCUCAGAAGCUGCUGCGCAAGAAAGCCAAGAAAAUGCUGAAAAGCAACAACAAGCCCAAAGAUGAGAAAGGAGGCCCCGGAGAUGCGCUGAUCAUCCCCCCGAAAGCUGAGACCCCAAAGCUGUUCAAGGCUGCCCUGGCUGCCACGGGGAGGAUGGGGGGCAAAGGGACCCGGGGGCGGCUCCGCUGGAGGCUGCAGGAGCUGAAGGCGAUGCAGGAGACACAGGUUUCCAGUGUCAGCCCAACCCUACCAAAAUCACCAGUGCACCAGAGAUCACCUGUCAUGUCCCACAAAGCACAAACACGCCCAGGAGAAGAAAUAUUCUCAGAAUCUUCUGAUCAUUCAGUCACCAUUCGUGUGAUUUCCACAGCAAAAGAAGAAGAGGAAAUCCUUGCUGCUGAGAUUUCAGAGAAAGAUGAAAAAAAAGAAGAGAAAUGAAACAGCAGCAGGUCCCAGGGCAAGCGUAGGAGUCAGGCAAAUGCCUGGGCUAGCAGAUUUUUGUUGUUAAUGAUUUGCAUGCAGUGGCUGUAGGUUUUGCUAUGUGCUGUGGGUAGGAUCUGCCUCUCUCUUCUGCCCAAACCCUCAAUCACUGCUGAUAAAAGUCUCUGCCAUCUGACCCAGAAUCAUACAAGGUUUCUAUGCUCUGCAGAUCUAUUGAGCACCUUUGUUAAUUUCCCACUAAAUCUCAGGUCAGCCCCCUUGCUUUGAAAUCCAGCCUUGUGGAGGGAGAGCUAUGGAAAAACUGCUUUUUAUGGCUCUGGAUGGUUAAUGAGUGUUCAGACAAAGCAUGAAGAGUUAUUCACCUCUGACAGCUGAGUCACUGCUUGGCUAGAAACAACCAAGGGAAAAAAAACAAGGUUUCUCUGUUGGGCUCAAGGUUGACAGCAGCAGUGGGGAGUGAUUCAUCUGAAAAGGAUGUGGGCUAUGCUCACAGGCCAAGCAUGGAGCAAAUUAAACUGUCCUGAGAAUGCCAAGCUCUGUCCCCAAGUGCCCAGACUGCAAGAUGCUUGAGGGUCCCUGUGUGGUGCCAAGACAACCUUGGCUUUGCCACUGGGAAGAAUUCCUGCCAGCUGUCCACCCUGGGAAGGUGGUGGACUCUCCGUUACUGGGGGUUCUUAUGGACAGGUUUGAUGAGCAUCUUUCAAGGACAGAGGAGCACAAUUCUGGAUGAGAUGUUCCUGGAGGUCUUUUCCAGCCUUGGGAUUUUUCUGUGCUGCCACAGCUGGGAGGGAUAGAGCAGGAAGGGAGAAGCUGAGUUGGUUCCCAGCUGGGAGGGGAAAGAGAAGUGCAGUAAGUGCUCUCCUCUCCCAGACAGUGUUUCAGAGUCAGCUCAGAGCCUGUAACGUGCCAACAAGCAUGCACGAGCAUGCAGGUGCUCCCCUGCACUCAUUGCUGGAUGUCCACAUUUCCAGCAGGCAAUUUCCAGCCUUUCAGUCACUUCAGACUGGCUCUUGGCCACAUUUCCCAUGGAGAGAGAAGCCACUCUGGUGCUGCUCAUCACUGGAGUCAUGAAGUCACUCUCCCAGCCGUGCUGGGACUGGGUGCUGGAGGGGAAGGGAAACAUCUGGUCAGCAGCAGCACCCAGCUGCUGGCUCAAGGUAUCCCAUCUUCUUCCAGCACACCAGGUCCUUCCUCAUCCUCCUCAAAGCCAGCACCAAGCAGAGCAAGCUGCUGGUGAGCUGAGAGGUGGUGAGCAGUGCAUCAGGCGGUGCUGGAUGAGGUUCUGCAGCUCCUCCCCAGGUUUUGGGCUGUCCCUGUCCCCACAGCACCACUGGCUCCAUCGAAAGGAGCCACUCUCCAUCCUCUGGAGGAAAAGUUGGGGCAGGUUUUGCUGCAGGGCCCUGUCACCAUGGCCAAGGGGCUUCUCAGGUGUUCAGCAAAUGCUGUGAGCAGUGCUGCAGGUUCCACAGGUCUGGCUGUGACACAGCCAGGCUCUUGGUGAAGGGUGGCAGCGCUGGCGUCACCCCCUGGGUGAUCCCUCUUCCCAUCAGCAGCCUGGGGCUGACCUUCACCUCCUUUGGGAUCUUCUUUUCUUGCUUUUUUGCCUCCUUCUCUUGCGAAAUGUAUGGGUUUCGGGGGGGGGGGGGGGGGGGAAGGAAAAAAAAUAAGCCAAAAUAGAUGUUAGCACUUGUUAACUAUGUCUUUUCUUCUUUUGAAUAAAUUUAAUAAACUCCACUAUAUACUGCAGGAGGGUCUGGAGCCAUCACAUUGCAGGGGAGAGCCUGCACUCACCCAAACCUCCCUGAAUAUUUCUCAUCCUCAGUCAUUUGCAGGUGGUUUCCUGCCAGGUAGAAGAUUUUGGUGGGGAGUGCAAAGUUGAGGGUUUUUUGCAUUCUUUAAAGAUUUAUAUAAUCAAACCAGGAAACAUGCAAACAUCAAAUUGAGGCUUUGAUUUGCUGCUAUGAUUUAAUAUUCUUUAGAAAAAGCAUUUAAAUAAAUAGUGGGCUGUAAUUGCUCUCAUAAUUCACUGUAUCUACAAUAAACACCAUGUGG
This is a messenger RNA of Poecile atricapillus (Black-capped chickadee), 9640 nucleotides long. RefSeq names its product cyclic nucleotide gated channel subunit beta 1 (gene CNGB1). The transcript is spliced from 33 exons. Gene Ontology annotation, cellular component: photoreceptor outer segment; intracellular cyclic nucleotide activated cation channel complex; plasma membrane. Gene Ontology annotation, molecular function: intracellularly cAMP-activated cation channel activity; intracellularly cGMP-activated cation channel activity; cGMP binding. NCBI's taxonomy places the organism in Eukaryota, Metazoa, Chordata, Aves, Passeriformes, Paridae. Gene Ontology annotation, biological process: monoatomic cation transmembrane transport; retina homeostasis. The record is from RefSeq and is a predicted model, not a curated record. The coding region runs from base 3338 to 7585 and encodes 1415 amino acids.